This is a messenger RNA of Magnusiomyces paraingens, 2484 nucleotides long. RefSeq lists its product as uncharacterized. Bases 1 to 2484 code for a protein of 827 amino acids. Gene Ontology annotation, biological process: meiotic recombination checkpoint signaling; DNA replication initiation; protein phosphorylation. Gene Ontology annotation, molecular function: DNA replication origin binding; protein serine/threonine kinase activity; protein binding. Gene Ontology annotation, cellular component: nucleus; cytoplasm. Lineage: Eukaryota; Fungi; Ascomycota; Dipodascomycetes; Dipodascales; Dipodascaceae. The transcript is spliced from 2 exons. The record is from RefSeq and is a predicted model, not a curated record.
AUGGAAAAAGAGGAUAGUACCCAGCCCAAUACCCGAGAGCCUCCCAACUCUGACUCCAUUGAUGUCGAACCUGAUGACAUCUGUUACCUUUCUUGUCUGACUCAUCAUUACGGCAGAAUCAGACUCCAGAGUAAUAACGGUACUCGGUUUCAGUGGACAUUUGGCCGUUUGCCAGAGUGUAAUAUCCAAAUUGAUUACUCUCGAAGAAUUAGUAAGAUUCAUUUUCUCAUUACAAAGAAAAAUGAAAAUGUUUUGCUUAAGGACGUUUCAACCAAUGGCACUCUUCUUAAUAGUAUAAGAAUCGCCAAAAACAAGGAGUACAUUCUGGCUCAUGGUGAUGAAAUCACAAUCGGAAGUGGCGUCCCUGGUGAAGAAGUUAAAUUUUUUGUUACAUUCCCAGGUACUACCACUGGAACCCCUACCGAAGGUGUUCAUGCGCAGUACGAUCUUCGCUCUGAGGUUUUAGGCCAAGGUGCUUUUGCAGUGGUCAAAAAGGCCAUCGAACGCACAACGGGUAAUCCCUACGCUGUUAAAAUCAUUGAUAAAAAGAAAAUUAUGUCUGGCGUCUCCGUUGAGCGUGAAAUUGACAUUCUCAAGAAGCUUAAACAUGAGUACAUUGUUGGUCUCAGGGACUUUUAUGAAGAUGGAAAUAAUUACUACUUGAUUAUGGACCUUAUUUCUGGUGGUGAUCUCAUGGACUUUGUUACCAGUAACGGUGCCAUUCCUGAGGAACCCUCGAGAGAAAUUGCUCGUCAAGUUUUGUGUGCUCUUCAAUAUGUGCACUCUCUUGGCAUCUCUCAUCGUGAUAUCAAGCCUGACAAUAUUCUUAUUGCUCAAGAUGAGCCUGUCAUUGUCCGUAUUUCUGAUUUCGGUCUUGCCAAGCUCACAAAAUCAGGGUCUAGUUUGCAAACCUUUUGCGGUACUCUAGCUUACUUGGCACCAGAAAUUAUGGCAAAGAAGCAUUCUGAGAAUGGCAAAUCUACAAUUUACUCCAACAAGGUGGACAUUUGGAGUGUUGGAUGCAUGCUUUAUGUCAUCUUGACUGGUUAUUUACCAUUCAGCAACAACACUCAAAAUGCACUUUAUCAAAGUGUUUUGUCAGGAAGAUUUUGCAUGGAACCUCUCAUUAGUGCUAACAUCAGCAAGCCUUGUCUUGACUUUUUGCAUUACGUUUUAGACGUCAACCAAGAUAGUCGUCCUUCUGCUGAACAAGCUCUUCAGCAUUACUGGUUUACCAAAUUUUCGUUUGACAAUGAUGAAUCUCAAACUUCCGAAGCCUUUGUUGCUCCUUCUGUUUCUUCUGUGGAACCUGCUGCCCCUGAGCCUAGUUUGGUUCCUGCUCCCAAGAGUAUUUCUAUUAAGCGACAACCUUCUGUUGCAAAUCAUGGUAAGGGUGCCAUCAAAAAUCCUGAUGAAUUCCCAUCCAUGAGAUUGAAUUUGGACGUCAAAGCUAACGAGAAAAACAGUGAUGGCGAUAUCGAUAUCCCUGACGUGCCUGAACUUGAACCUUCUUCGGAAGAUGUCCCAAUGGUAUCUCCCAAAGAAAAGAAAGAGACUCAGAAGUCUAAGGAAACAACUAAAAAGGUUCCUGUUACUUCACAACCCCCUACUCAAAAGGUUGGUAAUGUUCCGGAACCAAAGGGGGCCCAAAAUGGACAUGACCCUAAUGACUCUGACGAGGACGGCGACGAAAUCCGACAAGCCGCUGACGCUCAAUUUAAAAACCGUGUCAAUCAAGUUAAUUCCAUUGUCAAGUCUUUGAACAAUAGCAAUUCAUCGCCACUUCAAAGCCGACCAUACAUCUCUGUUGUCAGAGACAUGGACAACCAAAAUGCUAUUGACAUGCCUAUUGGCACCUGGAUGAUUCUCCGAACACUCGAUACUAGUAUUCCUCACGAAGAUAUUUGUAUCACACAUCCACUCUUGAAGUUUGGUCGCAGCAGUGAAAUUGAUAACGUAUUUGAUUUGAGGGACAAUCGAAUUUCCAAGUUACAUGCUUGUAUUGGUGUCCAACCCGCAAGUCCUAACUCGCCUUCUAAGAAUGGUCUUUACAAAAUAUUUUUGGGAGAUUGGUCGCGAAACGGCUGUUAUGUCAAUAAGGAAAAGAUUGGAAAAGGAAAUAUGGCUCAACUCCAAGAUGGCGAUGUUAUUUACUUUUUCCAAGAAACGAGAGCAGUCGAAUUCUUGGGUUUCCAAGUAGUCGUUAUUGAUACACCUUCUUUUGUUUCCAGACCACAUUCAGAUAAGAACGUUAUUCUUCCAUUCAACGAGGACCCUCUCAGGUUCAAAGGAUGGGUUAAAGGCACUGUUUCUAUCGGACACUUGUCGUCGCCUAUUUCUUCUUCGCCAAGUAAUAGAGUUGGAAAUAGGCAUUCACGUUUUAACGAACUACAAUCAAUUACUUCACCUAAUACCCCUGGCAAGCGUGCUCUUGUUGAAUCUGAAGACGACAGACCAGCCAAGAGAGUUUCACGUUACAAAUAA